This is a messenger RNA of Wasmannia auropunctata (little fire ant), 1123 nucleotides long. Its product is annotated as glutamate receptor ionotropic, kainate 2-like. The annotation marks the transcript as partial. Lineage: Eukaryota; Metazoa; Arthropoda; Insecta; Hymenoptera; Formicidae. The transcript is spliced from 7 exons. The record is from RefSeq and is a predicted model, not a curated record.
UUCUAUUCCCUCGAAAAAGUCUCCUCCACCCCUAGAAUAUUCCAGCCAGUGACUGAGUCUCAAACGAUCAAAGUAAAACGAGUUUGGAGAGAAGUCUGGAAGAUUGGCCUGGACAAGAAUGAUCAUAAGAUGGUGACCAAGCUUCUUCUGAUAUUAUUGCCGAUAUUCCUGUCCUACGUGUGUGUGCUAGGUGCUUUCCCAAAAAAGGUCCCGAUAGUCGGGCUGUUCGAUCAAGAUGAAAUAAUCCAACGGUUGUUCGAAUCGUCGGUGACAGCAGUGAACAAAGAUAGGUAUAAUAACAUGGAGCUUUCGAAUGUAUUCUUGAUAUCUGAAACGGAAGAGAUUAAAACGGACCCGUUCGAAGUAUCAUCGAAAGUAUGCGAACUGCUAGAUCUGGGAAUAGUGGGUGUUUUUGGACCUCAAGAAAAAGUGGUCGCCGAGCACGUGCAAAGCUUGUGCGAUGCAAUAGAAGUACCAUACAUCUCUGUGCGACAGGACUUUGAUCAACUCUCUCGACCGCGCGGAUUAGGUUUAAAUCUAUAUCCACAUGUGAACUCAUUAGCGCGAGUUUAUAAUCAACUCGUCAUAGAGUUCAAAUGGAAAUCCUUUGCAAUAUUGUAUGAGAACGCCGAUAGUCUGGUUCGUAUGCGUUUACUGCUGAAACGAUGGGACUCACAUGGCAACUCUGCAUUUGUAUACCAUCUAGGCUACGGACCGAGUUAUAGGCCAGCGAUGCAAGAAAUCAAAGAAUCGAACAUAGAAAAUAUUAUCAUCGACUGUUCGUACGAAAUUCUCGAUGAAGUUCUCAAGCAGGCACAACAAGUUGGCAUUUUAUCCGAAAAGUACAAAGUGAUCGUCACUUCUUUGGACCUGCAAACUCUGGAUUUAGAACCAUAUCAAUUUUCUGGCGUUAAUUUCACUGGCCUCCGCCUAAUUGACCCGGAAGAUCAGAUAGUGCAACAAACUUACAACAGACAUGAAAACGAAUGGGGCCUAGACGGUCCUUCGCAGCUACAAGUUGAACCCGCGCUCAUGUAUGACGCAGUACAACUGUUUGCAAGAGCUUUUAAACAAUUAAACGAUUCUAUAAAAGGCAACAUCAGAACACUAUCAUGUACAGGAA